AUGCGUUUGCUGGCCCAAAACCACUCGACUGGGUCAACCGUUCAUCAGGCAAACGACGGGGCCUCCAAGUGCUGUUACUGUCAAACAAAUAACGAAACGAUUUGCUCAUUUGUUGAUAUUUGCAUUUCGCAAUGGUCUUUGGGGCAGAAGAAGUCUGCCGAUGCUCCCCAUAAGAAUGCAGAUCUCGAGUGUGCUGAAGAUUUCGCAAUGGACUCGGAGAUUUCUACGACCUCUCGGGGCUUGAACUCCACUCGAGGCAGCCACAUGAGUAUUCCCCGCUGGAAGGCGAUGAUGUAA
Drosophila suzukii is the source of this 297-nucleotide messenger RNA. RefSeq lists its product as uncharacterized. The record is from RefSeq and is a predicted model, not a curated record. Lineage: Eukaryota; Metazoa; Arthropoda; Insecta; Diptera; Drosophilidae.